AUGGGGCUCUCAUAUAACGUCUAUAUCAACUCCAACAAGAUAUUCGGCUGCAAGCAUUGCAAAACACAUCUUGCGGACUACCAUGACAUUAUCAGCCGGAAUUUCCGUGGUCAACAUGGCAAAGCCUACUUGUUCGAAAAUGUUGUCAACAUCAAUGCCUCUGAGUCAGAGGAGCGCAAUAUGACAACAGGCAGACACGUAGUUCGUGACAUCCACUGCACUCAAUGCAAGGAAACCGUAGGCUGGAAAUACGACAAGGCCUAUGAAACAUCGGAAAAGUACAAGGAGGGGAAGUUCAUCCUAGAAGCUGAGCUUUUAUCUGUCGUCUAUUGA
Messenger RNA from Microsporum canis CBS 113480, 333 nucleotides. RefSeq names its product yippee. Bases 1 to 333 code for a protein of 110 amino acids. The record is from RefSeq and is a predicted model, not a curated record. The transcript is spliced from 2 exons. NCBI's taxonomy places the organism in Eukaryota, Fungi, Ascomycota, Eurotiomycetes, Onygenales, Arthrodermataceae. Gene Ontology annotation, cellular component: ubiquitin ligase complex.